Abrus precatorius (Indian licorice) is the source of this 741-nucleotide messenger RNA. Its product is annotated as floral homeotic protein AGAMOUS-like. Gene Ontology annotation, biological process: positive regulation of transcription by RNA polymerase II. Lineage: Eukaryota; Viridiplantae; Streptophyta; Magnoliopsida; Fabales; Fabaceae. The transcript is spliced from 7 exons. The record is from RefSeq and is a predicted model, not a curated record. Bases 1 to 741 code for a protein of 246 amino acids. Gene Ontology annotation, molecular function: DNA-binding transcription factor activity, RNA polymerase II-specific; protein dimerization activity; RNA polymerase II cis-regulatory region sequence-specific DNA binding. Gene Ontology annotation, cellular component: nucleus.
AUGGAGUUUCCAAACCAAGCAAUAUCAGAAGGGUCUUCUCAGAAGAAAACGGGAAGAGGGAAAAUAGAAAUCAAACGGAUCGAGAACACAACGAAUAGGCAAGUUACCUUCUGCAAGCGCCGCAACGGGUUGCUCAAGAAAGCUUAUGAAUUGUCUGUUUUGUGCGAUGCUGAAGUUGCUCUUGUUGUCUUCUCAAGCCGUGGCCGUCUCUAUGAGUAUGCCAACAACAGUGUUAGAGGAACUAUCGAAAGGUACAAGAAAGCAUGUGCUGCUUCCUCAAAUGCAGAAUCUGUAUCCGAGGCUAAUACACAGUUUUAUCAGCAGGAAUCAUCCAAAUUAAAAAGACAAAUCAGAGACAUUCAGAAUCUAAACAGGCAUAUCCUUGGUGAAGCUCUUAGCUCUCUGAGUCUAAAAGAACUAAAGAAUCUUGAAAGUAGAUUGGAGAAAGGUUUAAGCAGAGUUAGAUCCAGAAAGCACGAAACACUGUUUGCCGAUAUCGAGUUCAUGCAAAAGCGGGUAAAGGAAAUAGAGCUGCAAAACCAUAAUAAUUUUCUGCGAGCUAAGAUAGCUGAACACGAGAGAGCACAGCAGCAACCACAACAACAGCCGAAUUUGAUGCCGGGAAAUGUGUGCGAGUCCAUACCUUCACAGUCAUAUGACAGGAAUUUCUUCCCUGUAAAUCUCAUAGAUUCCAAUCAUCAUUAUUCACGCCAAGACCAGACUGCUCUACAACUUGUGUAA